UAAACACGUGUUAUUCUGCUUAAAUGGGUUCUUUCUGUUAAGUGGAAUUAUAUUUUUAAGGCUCUAUUAUUAUUAUUAUUAUUAUUAUUAUUAUUAUUAUUAUUAUUAUUAUUAUUAUUUGUUGCACAAAAUUCAAAAGUGAAAGUAAAGCUUCAGCUGAGGUCGGCGGGUUUCUUUUUUGUGUUGACAGUCUUUCACUUAGCAGGCUACUGUAUAAGGUUUGAUUUGCCUUUUUACUGUAUUAAAAAAAAUAACGUACAGGAAAGGUAUAUAUAUAUAAAAUACUAGAAAUGACAGAGUUUCUGGGUUUGUUGUAUCAGAUUUCUGGGAGCCUAGAUUCAGAAAACCUAAAAAACUUGAAGUUCCUGUGCGGAGAUGACAUCAGAAAAAAAGAGCUGGAAAAAAUUUCAAGUGGGACUGAUCUGUUCAAAAAUCUGAUGGAAAAGGGGAAGAUCUCUGCAGACAAUACCGGGUUUCUUCGUUUACUCCUGACUAAUAUUAAAAGGGAAGACCUUUUACAAAAGUUGGACAACUUUGAAAAGUACGGAUCCGGUCAGCAGGAUGAUCUACCCGAUGCCGCGGAAAGAGAACGUCUGGAAACUGCAUUUGAAGUAAUUUGUGACAACCUGGGAAAACCGUGGAAAAUGUUUGCCCGAAAGAUCGGUGUUUCUGAUGCCAAACUAGACCAAAUCCAGGACAGCCACCCUCGUGACAUGAGAGAGCAGAUCAGGCAGGUUUUGAAGACAUGGCAGAAAGUGCGAGGAAAGGAUGCCCGCGCUGCAGAGUUAGUAGUGAAGCUGCGGGAUUGCAAGCUGAACCUGGUGGCUGAUAACGUAGACGAACGACUGAGAACAAUGUAGAAGUGAUUCUGUUUAUUGAACUGGAAUUUCCAAUGGGAUCAGUUCAAUUCUCCUUUCUGUUGUGUAGUGGGGCUGAUUAGUUUUCUUUUUUCUUAUGAACUAACAGAUGGUUUUAAUUUGUAAACCCAGCCUGUGGUUGCAGUGCUUGUUUGCUAUGAUGCAGCUUUUAUGGGAAACUGGUUGAUUUUCGAAUAAGACAUCCUCACUUGUGUGGCUUCGUUAUCUACAUAAAUGCCCACAUAUCUUAAUGCCCACCUUGCAGCAGGCACCAUAAACUGGUUCAUUCGUCAUAGGAUUCGCCAUGGGCCAAAUGCUUAGGAUUAACUCUAAAUCAUGAACAGGCACAUAUCUGAAAAUUGUGACCCAACGUCCCCUUCGUUCCUAAAGCUGUUCAUGUAUAGUAUAUAAUUUAAGAGCAACAAAUCUGCUAUUUCAGAAAUAAGACAUCCACUUAGUAGUAAAAAUAACAGUUUAUUGUUUGUGAAAGACAUGCCUGAUGGCACAUGAACAAUUGGCA
Molecule: messenger RNA, 1377 nt
Organism: Polyodon spathula (Mississippi paddlefish)
Lineage: Eukaryota; Metazoa; Chordata; Actinopteri; Acipenseriformes; Polyodontidae
Gene: fadd
Product: Fas (tnfrsf6)-associated via death domain
Exons: 2
Coding region: 291-860 (189 amino acids)
Biological process (GO): negative regulation of extrinsic apoptotic signaling pathway via death domain receptors; signal transduction
Molecular function (GO): protein binding
Source: RefSeq, a predicted model, not a curated record